Molecule: messenger RNA, 2428 nt
Organism: Physcomitrium patens
Lineage: Eukaryota; Viridiplantae; Streptophyta; Bryopsida; Funariales; Funariaceae
Biological process (GO): protein ubiquitination
Molecular function (GO): nucleic acid binding; RNA-DNA hybrid ribonuclease activity; zinc ion binding
Source: RefSeq, a predicted model, not a curated record
AGUAGGUGCUGUUGUUGUCUCUCUCUGUCUGUGCACCGAGAGAGAGAGAGAGAGAAGGAGACGCGGGGUGGGAUGUAGCCAUGGCUUCGGCGACGCGCACGAGUCAGGCGGAGCCCUGGGAUGACCCUCACCACGGCAUGGAAGGGGGCAUAUGGGACUUGGAGUACGUGUAUCAGUUGCAGCUGGAGGAAGUCAUGGCUGCGUCGAUCGCGGGCAUGAUGAGGGAAGAGGAGACAAUUCAUGACAACCCGGUGGAGGUGGGAGUGGUAGAGGCCCGUAUAGGGGGAAUAGAGGCGGUGGUGGAAGAGGAAGAAGUAAACGAAGUUGGUGGUGAGAGAGUAGAAGAGGAGGAGGAGGAAGAGGUUGAUGAUGGAUCAGUUGUGGAUUGUGAGCAAGAGCACGACAUUGAGGUGCGAGCGGUGAAGACACCAGAGGGGCAUGUUGGGAUUGGUGCUUUAAUCACCAGGAACGACAGCGUUUUGUGGCGGGAGAGCAAGUAUGUCGGAAUAGGUAUGAGUUGGCAUGUGGCGGAGUAUGGAGGCGUGCUCGAUGCUAUGGAGGUUGCUGAGAGGCUCGGAUUGCGGUUUCUCAAUGUUUUCGUGUCCUCUAGAGUGGUCAGCGAACAGGUGAAUGGAUUUUGGAAACCCAAGCAGACCAACCAGUGGAUGCUGUUAUACCAAGUUCAGGACGCAAUGCAGAACUUCUCAAGCUUUGGGAUACGAUCUUGGCCGAAAGGCUCUUAUAAUAAUUUUGUUACUCAGUUAGCGCAGGCUGCUAUCACAAAUCAUUUGAUUGGUGACGCAUCUUCAUCAUACUCCGGCGCUUCUACUGCAGGAGCAUUUGAUGGGGUGUUCCACCCAAAUGUGACAUCGCAUGCUUCAACUUCAGCUUAUUCAUCAAACUCCAGACGGGAAAGCAAGGAAAAUUGUCUCAUUUGUCUUGAAGACAAAUUACCAUCAGAGAUGGCGACUGUGAAGAAAUGUCUGCACGAAUUUUGUGAUGCAUGCUUGCGACGACAUGCCGAGGUUCAAGUUCAAGCCAGCCAGGUUCCAAUUCGUUGUCCGGAGUCAGGUUGCUCGGAGGAACUUGAAUAUCCUGAAGAAUGCAAACAGUAUCUUACAGUGGAGGUGUUCAACAUACUGACAAAGCGACUUACAGAAGCAAGAGUUCCCGAAGGGGAUCGAGUUUACUGCCCGUACACAAAUUGCUCUGCUUUGAUGGAUAAGGGUGGCUUGGAUCCUCCAGGACAGAGCACGUCAGUUGCACCCAACAAACUGUCAACGUAUCAGAAAGUAGCAUGCGCUGAAUGUAGACGAAGCUUCUGUUUAGAGUGUCGAGUUCCUUGGCAUAAGAACCGAUCUUGUCAGGAAUAUCAAAACCUCCCUCCCGAUCUUCGAGAUGCUGAAGAAAGCAAUCUCUACAAAUUGGCUCAAAAUCAGAAAUGGCAACGAUGCAAAAAAUGCAGACGCAUGAUUGAGCUUGCUGAAGGUUGUUACCACAUGACGUGCCGGUGUGGAUAUGAGUUUUGUUAUACAUGCGGCACAGAAUGGAAAAACAAGAAACAACAAUGUCAAUGCAAGCUCUGGGACGAAAGGAAUAUUAUUCGCACACCUCGGGAGUCAGAUGACGAGUCUGAAGACGAUUUGUUUUUCGGAGAUGAUGGCGACGAUGACAACAUGCUGGUUGACGACUUUUUUGGCUACGAUGACGAAGAAGAAUUUGACGACGUGGAUUAUGACUGGGUUAUGACUGAUGUCGGAAACCCUUUUCGAGGUUUUGAGCUGGUUGGGGAACUGCAUGGGGUUAAUCGAAUGUUUGAUGGGUUGGGAUUGGAGCCUACAGUACCUCACCAGAUACCCUUCGCCAACAGGCUGUACAAGACAAAGCUGUGCAGGUAUUAUUUGCGCCCUGGUGGGUGCAAUGACGGGCGUCUUUGCAAUUUCGCUCAUGGCGAGCAUGAGUUGCGCCAUGUAUGACGUGGUUAGGUUAUUGGAUUUUGAUAGUGGAUUCUAGUAACGUGCUGCUUGUAGGUGUCUGGAAGACUCUUGCAAACUAUGUUAGGAACCUAGCGUCUUAAAGACUGCCCUCUCCUUUUAACAUAGCAGUAUUUGCAAAUAUGUUUUAGAUAUUUUAGUGAAAAUACUUUUGAGUGGAUGUAGAUCUUGUAACUUGCCUGAGCCUGUGUCAACGAUAGAUGUUAACUAGCUUCGUGUUGGUGGAGAAUCUGUCUGAAGAAUAUUGAUGGACAUAUAUUGCCUUGUAUAGGAUGAGGUUAAUAGAAUGAUUUGUAUCUAGAAUAGUCCUCAAGCUUGUUCAACUGAAGUUCAUCGUGUGGAAGACAGACAUUGACUCUCCCCAAUAUUUGGGUGAAGCAGUGGUAUUUGUCUUGCAAGUUUUCAAUCCUGAAUACUACUAAUAUUAUCCUUGA